This is a messenger RNA of Camelina sativa (false flax), 2492 nucleotides long. Its product is annotated as small ribosomal subunit protein mS77 (rPPR2). Lineage: Eukaryota; Viridiplantae; Streptophyta; Magnoliopsida; Brassicales; Brassicaceae. The record is from RefSeq and is a predicted model, not a curated record. Gene Ontology annotation, molecular function: protein binding.
CAACCCUAAUUCGAGUACCACCACCAUUUCUGUGAUCUUUGACCUCUUCACUCAAUUUCUCAGCUACUGUUAGGGUUUUGCCGAGAUUUAUCGAUCUACCUUCAUCUCUGUGUUAAACCUUGGGAGAAAAAGAUGAAAUCUUUCCUUGUCUCUCGACAAGCGAUCCAUCGCAUUUCACUAUUAUCUUCAAAAACCCCAACUUUAUGCAGAAACUUCUCCGCCAUUACAUCGUCAAUUUCUCACUCUGAUCGUCACCUGAGAAGCUACGAAGACCAAACCCCACUCAAAAAUGCCGAAAUCCCUAGACCCAUUUCAGAUUUCAAUCGAUAUUUCCACUUUACUCGCGAGUCCCGACUCAGUGAGUCUAGUGCAGCCAUUGACGACUCAAACGACCAGGAGGUAGAUGAAGACGAAGACGAAGAUGGGACGACGAACGAGUUCCUCUCUCGAUUCGUUUGGAUAAUGCGUGGGAAAGUCUCUGAAGCAUACCCAGAUUGCGACAAAAAGAUGGUCGAUGGUAUGCUUCUGCUUAUCGUUGAGAAAGUUGUGGAAGAGAUCGAAAGAGGUGGGUUCAAUAAAGUUGGAUCAGCUCCACCUUCGCCGUCAUCUGAGUUCAGUGAUGAUCUGUGGGCUACUAUCUGGGAAGUUAGUAACACAGUGUUGAAAGAUAUGGAGAAAGAGAGGAAGAAGGAGAAGAUGAAGCAAUACGUUCAGUCUCCUGAAGUUAUGGAGAUGUGUAGGUUUGCUGGAGAGAUUGGUAUUCGUGGGGAUUUGCUUAGAGAGCUUAGAUUCAAAUGGGCAAGAGAGAAGAUGGAAGACGCUGAGUUUUAUGAGAGUUUGGAACAGCAACGUGAUUUGGAUAAUUCCGUUAGGGAAUCUGAAACAGUGGAUGGGGUAGAAGAAGAAGAAGAAGAAGGGUCUUUUGCCUCUGAUGAAGUUGAGCCUCGGAGUAUCUCUCUUCCUAAACGUAAGGGGAAGUUCAAGUACAAGAUUUAUGGGCUUGAGUUAUCGGAUCCGAAAUGGGGUGAAGUUGCUGAUAAAAUCCAUGAAGCUGAGGAAGAGGCUGAUUGGAAAGAGCCUAAACCUGUAACUGGCAAGUGUAAAUUGGUUAUGGAGAAGCUCGAGUCUUUGCAGGAGGGAGAUGAUCCUUCAGGAUUGCUUUCUGAAUGGGUUGAGUUAUUGGAGCCUAACCGUGUGGAUUGGAUUGCUUUACUUAAUCAGUUGCGUGAAGGAAACACCAACGCAUACUUGAAGGUGGCAGAACUUGUCCUGGAUGAGAAAUCGUUCAAGGCAAGUAUCUCGGACUACUCAAAACUCAUCCACAUCCAUGCUAAAGAGAACCACAAUGAAGAUGUUGAGAGAAUUCUUAAGAAAAUGUCUCAAAAUGGGAUCUUUCCUGACAUUUUAACCGCCACUGCAUUGGUUCAUAUGUACAGUAAAUCAGGAAACCUUGAGCGUGCAACUGAGGCAUUUGAAAACUUGAAGAGCUAUGGGUUACGGCCAGACGAGAAGAUUUACACAUCCAUGAUCAUGGGCUAUGUAAACGCUGGCAAGCCUAAACUAGGUGAUAGGUUGAUGAAAGACAUGGUAGCAAAGGAAAUGAAACCUUCAGAAGAAGUUUACAUGGCUCUGCUUCGAGCUUUUGCAGAAAUGGGAGACGCCAAUGGAGCUGCAACGAUUUCUUCUUCAAUGCAUGCAGAUCUAGAUUCACUCCCUUUGGAAGCAUGGAGUUUACUUGUGGAAGCAUAUGGGAAAGCAGGACAGGCAGACAAAGCGAAAAACAAGUUUGAUGAAAUGAGAAGGCAUGGGCACAAACCCGAUGAUAAGUGCAUUGCAAAUGUGGUCCAAGCAUACAAGGGAGAGAACUCAUUGGAUAAGGCACUGAGACUUUUGUUGCAGCUUGAGAAAGAUGGGAUUGAAAUCGGGGUGAUCACAUACACUGUUCUUGUUGAUUGGAUGGCUAAUCUCGGGCUUAUCGAGGAAGCUGAGCAGCUUUUGGUAAAGAUCUCUCAUCUAGGAGAAGCUCCACCGUUUGAGCUCCAGGUGAGCUUGUGCUAUAUGUACGCUACGGUCAGGAAUGAGAAGAAGACUCUUCAAGCUCUUGGGGUUUUGGAAGCUAAGAAAGAUCAGAUGGGGCCUAACGAAUUUGAAAAGGUUAUAACUGCGUUGAAAAAAGGUGGGUUUGAGAAAGAUGCAAGAAGAAUGUAUAAGCAUAUGGAAGCUCGAAAGUUUUUGCCUUCCGAGUCAUUGAAGAUGGAUAUGCUUGGAACACCUCGAGCUUUUGGGUCUGGAUACGGUAGAAUGAGACGAUAAAAUGUCUCUUUUAAAGUGGAGUGAUCUUUUUGGAAACUUAUUCAUCAUUCUGAGUUCAAUGUUGUGAGUUCGUGUUUCAUUCAGUGAUUAUUAAACUGUAGCUGUGUUCUGUAAUAAUCUUGUUCCUUAGAAUUUUGGAAAUCGUUACUAACUGCUUUUUAGCUGUGAGAUUUUUCCUA